AUGUCUCGCCACAUCCAAUCCAAAGAGGGCCUUCCCAUCACCCUUCCCGAGGGCCUUGCUGACGACCAGCUGUGGUCAUUCAAGCCCUUUAAUAGUUGGAUUAGCACCCUCUCCCGUUCCCUCGCGCUGCAGUCCGCCGCCGGCACCGCGCACCCCUUUCGCGCGGAUCCGUACGUCCUGCGCUCCGUCACCGUCCAGGCCUUUGACCUUUUCGGCGGGCAGCGCGUCGGCUUCGUCAAGCUCACGGCCGUCGUGUCCAACAGCGCUGGGGAGACGCUACCCGCGGCGGCGCUGCUCCGCGGACCCAGCGUCGCCAUGCUCGUGAUGCUCAUCCCCGACGACGCCACCGACGAGGAGGAGCGCUACGUCGUUUUCACCGUGCAGCCGCGCGUGCCCGCCGCGAACCUCAGCUUCGUCGAGCUGCCCGCGGGCAUGGUCGACGACGCGGGCAACUUCAAGGGCGUGGCGGCGCAGGAGAUUGAGGAGGAGCUUGGCAUUACGAUUGCAGAGGACGAGCUGACGUGUCUGAGCGACUUGGCGGCGGUGGCAGAUGAGGAGGCGGGCGAGGAGGAGGAUUUGGCAAGGGCCAUGUUUCCGAGCGCGGGCGGGUGUGAUGAGCAUGUGACGAUUUAUAGCUACGAGAGGAAGGUCUCGCGCAGUGAGCUGCAGAGCUGGAGCGGACGGCUGACGGGCUUGAGGGACCGCGGGGAGAAGAUUACACUCAAGAUUGUGCCGAUGAAGGAUGCGUGGAAGGCGGGUGCGCGAGACGCCAAGGCGCUCGGUGCGUUGGCUCUAUGGGAAGGGCUGCGGCGAGAAGGCAAAGUCUAG
Molecule: messenger RNA, 828 nt
Organism: Akanthomyces muscarius
Lineage: Eukaryota; Fungi; Ascomycota; Sordariomycetes; Hypocreales; Cordycipitaceae
Exons: 2
Coding region: 1-828 (275 amino acids)
Biological process (GO): nucleoside phosphate metabolic process; ribose phosphate metabolic process
Molecular function (GO): ADP-glucose pyrophosphatase activity; ADP-ribose pyrophosphatase activity
Source: RefSeq, a predicted model, not a curated record